Molecule: messenger RNA, 1668 nt
Organism: Fibroporia radiculosa
Lineage: Eukaryota; Fungi; Basidiomycota; Agaricomycetes; Polyporales; Fibroporiaceae
Exons: 13
Coding region: 1-1668 (555 amino acids)
Molecular function (GO): iron ion binding; monooxygenase activity; oxidoreductase activity, acting on paired donors, with incorporation or reduction of molecular oxygen
Source: RefSeq, a predicted model, not a curated record
AUGGAAGGGCGAAACCUACCGCUCGUGCUAUUCCCUCUCUGCAUGGUACUCUUCGCGUGGUGGUACUUCGCCCGGCGAAGUACUAACAGCGUGCUCCACAAUCUUCCAGGUCCUUCCCGGAGGUCAUUUUGGACAGGAAAUCUUCCUGAAUACCUCUCUCGCCAUGGGACGGAAUUCCAAAGGCACGUCGCGCUGGACUAUGGUUUGGUAUCAAAGAUACACGGCGUCAUGGGGGCGAGUAUGGCCAAGUCUUCCCUGAUCAUCAAGCUUACAAUCGCGCAGCGUGUCAUUCCUUACAUCGCUGAUCCCAAAGCGCUGUAUACAAUUAUGAUCAAGGAAGAGCACAUAUUUCAAGAAUCGGAGAGUUUUCUCAUAGCCCAUGCGAUUUUGCUCGGUUCCAGUUUGCUUUCCACCGUCGGAGAUGCACAUCGCAGACAGCGAAAGUUGCUGAAUCCGGCAUUUUCUACCACGCACAUGCGCUCAAUGCUCCCAAUAUUUUAUGAUGUCGUACACAGGCUUCGUGAUGCUAUCUCUGCCCAGGUCAAGGGUGGGCCUCGGGAAAUCGACAUGCUGAAUUGGUUGGGCCGGACGGCACUUGAACUGAUCGGCCAAGGCGGGCUGGGAUACUCAUUCGACCCGCUUGUCGAGGAUGUCCAGAACACGUACGGGAAUACUAUAAAGAGCUUCUUCGCGAAUUUGCAAGCACUGGCGCCGUUGCGGUUCUUUGUGCCCUAUCUCCCCAAACUUGGGCCGGCGUGGUUUAGGCGACGUCUUGCAGAGAUGGUUCCACAAAAACAUGUGCAGAAUCUCAUAACGAUUACAGACAUCAUGAGCGCAAAUUCGCGAACGAUCUAUGAGUCUAAGAAGGCUGCUCUGCGCGAGGGUGAUCAAGCGGUCGGAGAGGGCAAGGAUAUCAUGAGUAUCUUCAUGAGAGCGAAUACGGCUACCUCGGAUGCUGAUAGACUUCCCGAAGAUGAGCUUAUAGCCCAGAUGUCGACUCUUGUGAUGGCUGCGACAGACACGACAUCUAAUACGUUGGCCCGCAUGCUGGAAAUUCUGGCAGCGCGUCCCGACGUUCAGGACAAGUUGCGCCGCGAGGUUCUCGAUGCAGGCGCAGGCAUCGGCGUAUCCUACGAUGAAUUAGACCAGCUCCCCUUCCUUGAUUCUUUCUGCAGGGAGACAUUACGCCUCUAUCCCCCCGUUUUAAUUCUGUUCCGCGAGGCAAAGCAGGAUACAGUACUUGCGCUUUCCGAGCCCAUAAUCGGUGCCAACGGCCGUCCCAUUACGGAGCUCCCCAUCGCCAAGGGCACGGAAGUCAUGGUCGGCGUCCUAGGUUGUAAUACGAGCAGGGCCCUCUGGGGUGAGGAUGCGCUCGAAUGGAAACCUGAAAGGUGGCUCUCUCCCCUGCCUCCCACAGUGACGAAGAACACAAUUCCAGGCGUUUACUCCAACAUGAUGACAUUCUUGGGAGGAAAGCGGGCAUGCAUAGGCUUCAAAUUCUCGGAAAUGGAGAUGAAGGUCGUGCUAUCCGUGCUCCUUUCGAACUUCAGGUUUCACCUGACCGACAAGCCGAUCGAGUGGAAUGUUGCUCCGGUUCGCUAUCCUACUGUCGGAAAAGCGAGCGACGUGCCACAGCUGCCGCUGAAGGUGGAACUUUUCAAAUCCUGA